CACAUCCAAUAUGGCCACCCGCAAGAUGCGAUCGCUCCUGGAGGGCACCGGAGAAACGUCUACAGUAGAGCGAAUGCGAAAUCAGUGAAUGUGACCGAAAGACUCUGAACUGUAAAUCGCGAGAUUAUCUCGACCCCACGAUGGCCGGCAACGGCGAAGUCUUGGAGGGAUUUAUAUGUCCCAUAUGCAUGACCGACUUUAAAACGCCCAGCCACUUAACGAAGCAUUUCGAAGAAAUCCACAAUGACGAUCCGGAAAUUUUAAGAUCGCUGAAAGACCUGUUUGGCAAAGCCAAGAAGAAGAUCUUGAAGCAAGAUGAUAUGCCGGAAACUUUUCCAAGUGCAAUAGCACAGGGCAAGAGGCAAAGCCCUGAAAUUAAUUGGGGACCACAAGAAAUAGGUGCACUUACAUCUCAUACAAGAUAUUUUAAGGACAUUAGAAACGCUCGAUUAGAGAGAUACACGUAUGAAACAAAUAAACUUCUCAUAAGGCUAGAUAAAUUAUUAAAUAAUUUACCGUCGGAUCCUGUCGACAGGAAAGCUCAUGAACGCACCAUCGUGCCGUGGAUCGAUGAAAAAGAUGUGAAACUAUGUCCCAAUUGUGCUAAGAGCUUUCACCUGGCGAGAAGAAAACAUCAUUGCAGACUGUGUGGGGCGGUCAUGUGCCAUAAUUGUACAUUAUUCCUGUCUCUAGUUAACGCGCGAAAAAUGACCAGUCCCGCGUCAGUGCAGGAUGAUUCCGCUUUGCCUCCCACAUCAGAACGAGCCUUCUCAGAGAGGAUAGUACGUGCGGGCGUUGGUCUCAAGAAGCUGGCACGUUCGCCUUCCAGUGGUAGUUUGAACAGCGUUCUAUCGUUGGUCAAUGAUCCUGCUAGUGGCGAGCAACACUUUCGAGUUUGCACGCACUGCAUGAACCUGCUCGACGCACGGGAAAUGCUGAAAGCGAAGCAGUUCGACAAACCGAUCGUCUGUCAGUUCUACGAGAAGAUGCGGGCUUACAUGAAGGAGGCCACGAAGCACUCGGCGAUGUACAAUAAAAUGUGGGAGUCAUUGAAAGAAGGAGAGACCAUGUACGAUUUGGAGGAUGCUCAAACGUUGCGACUGAAGCUAGCAAAGCUGGGCGAGAACAUAGACGCGACCAGUAAGAGGAUUCUGAUACUCGGCGCGCCGAAAGACACCGAAGAAGCUGCUCCGCAGGGACAAGAACAGAGGUUGUAUCAGAUGGUCAGAACGUCGGCGAUGAUAUUUCUGAAGGAAGAGCUGUUGACUUUGCAACCUUUACCCACGCCGGAAGAGUAUGCAGUUCUGCAAGAAGAACGUCAGAAGAGGAUAGAGGCUCGGAUAGCGUAUGAGCGACAGUUGGAGGAAGAACAGCGAGAGAAGCCGAAGGAGCAACGUAAGAGGGAAACAUGGAACUUGGACAGCGGACCUUCUCUGAAAGUUACUCAGCCGAUAGUGACACAGUCUCAAGGCUGGGGCCCGUCCAGCGUCGCACCUAUCAUGUCUUCUUCUAUGGACCCGUUGAUUGAACAAAUGAGCAAUCUUCACGCGUACAUCAAACAAGCCCGGGCAGAUUGCAAGUACGACGAAGUCGCGACUUUAGAGAGCAAUCUUCGAGAGCUUCAAAGUGCCUACUUUGCUAUGAAACAGAGUACCAGUAGCGACAAUUAAGCAUACAGGCAGCACGCUUCUUACAGCUUGUCCAACGACAAAUUCUAUUAUAGUAAAAUACAUUUCCUAUUAAUUUGCAAAGUAUUUAAUAAGUUCUACAUGUGUCCUUCCUAUAUGUGUGUUUUAAUAUGUUACAAAACACACUAGUAUACAUAGCAGCAAGAGAAAGAUUUAUAUAAGGAAGAUUAUUAUGAAUGUAUAAAGUUAUAUCACUAUCUCGUGUACUUUGUAUAGUAGAUUUUUGUAUUUAUCCGUUUGCGAUAAUAAAGUUAUACUUUUUUUCUA
Odontomachus brunneus is the source of this 1955-nucleotide messenger RNA. It is a transcript of the gene Rbsn-5, whose product is annotated as rabenosyn-5. The transcript is spliced from 7 exons. Gene Ontology annotation, molecular function: metal ion binding. Lineage: Eukaryota; Metazoa; Arthropoda; Insecta; Hymenoptera; Formicidae. Bases 141 to 1670 code for a protein of 509 amino acids. The record is from RefSeq and is a predicted model, not a curated record.